UAACUGCUUUUUCAGAUCACUGGCAUAUGCGAUUUGUGGAAGUGAGGACAAACAUUUGAAGAUUCGCCGUGCAGUUGUCAAACACCUGAAAAUGAACGCUUCAAUAUUUGAGAGGUAUGUGAGAAGUGAGUAUACUUCAGUAGAGGACUACUUGAUACAAUCUAGAGUCUAUUAUUCUGGGUCAUGGGUCACUGAAAUUGACAUCUUUGCUUCUGCUGAUCUAUUUAAAACAACAAUAAUGACUUUUAAUGAUGGCCGGUGGAAUGCACACAAACCUACUGGAGAGGUAAUUGUAAACAAUGCAAUAUAUUUGAAAAACUGUAAUGGUAAUCAUUAUGAAGUUGUGACAUGUGUCAAGCACAGAGAUCAAGACAUUUGCGCAGCAAAGUGUGGGAAUGCUACUUCAAAUGAGGUGAGAAUGCUAUGUCUGCGUAAAAGGAAGGUAAGUGACGCUGCAGAAUGUGACCAAGAGACCAAGAGACAGAAACAAUGGAAGUAUGAGAAGUCCAAGUAUGAUAGUGACAUUGAUUUCAGACAGAAUAAAAUUGCCCAUGCCAAAACAAAAUACCGUGAUGUUCAGUUUCAGAAACAUGUUUGCCAGUAUUCUCAGAUGAAAUAUAAAAAUAAUGUCUCAUUUCAGGCAACUGUACGUGAGUAUUCCAAGAAGAAAUAUCUUCAAAACCUGGCCUUUAACACAAGAGUGCGUGAGUAUUCCAAGAAGAAAUAUCUUCAAAACCUGGCCUUUAACACAAGAGUGCGUGAGUAUUCCAAGAGGAAAUAUCUUCAAAACCUGGCCUUUAACACAAGAGUACGUGAGUAUUCCAAGAAGAAAUAUCUUCAAAACCUGGACUUUAAAGUAAGAGUGCGUGAGUAUUCUAAGACAAAAUAUCACAAAGAUGUAAACUUUCAUUUCAGUAAAAUACAAAAAGGCUGUGAGGUAUAUGCAAAAAAAAGGGAAAAACAGAAAGACAUUGGUGUUGCCAUUGCUGGUUUUCGUCAAGAAGUGAGUAGAGGUCCAGAGUUUGUGUGCUGUGUUUGUCACCGUUUACUUUUCAGAAAGCAGGUUACUGAAUGCAAACCAGAAUGCUAUGAAGACAAAGGAGACAAAAUUGCUGCUUUGGCAAGAAGAUGCAUCACCCUGAGAUUGAGGUCCAUGAAGGUCUGUUCAAGUUCACAAGUGAAAACGAUUCCAAGGUCUAUACAGUCCUGACCAUUCCAUACCAAGUCUCCCAUAAUUGCUCUUCUUUCUGGAGCUCCAAAGCUACAUCCAGUCAAGCCAUCCAAACAACACUGGAUGCUUCCAAUCAGCAUAGGAAGCAUCCACAAAGACUGCCUGCAUUCCUACAGUUGUCUUAUAAAAUGCAAUUAAGUUAAUAGGAUUACAAGAAAACAUCUAAAAAUGAUCUAGAAAACUUCACAUAGAAAGAUUUCUGAAUGAACUGAAGUUAUAAUUUCCUCCAUAUGUCAUCACAAGAUUAUCUGCACCAUGAACUUUUAUAAAGAAUCGCACAACUAUUAAGAUGGUAAGUUUUAUUGAAGUAAAUUUAAGUUGUGGACAUUUAUACAAGCACUGAUAAUCUACUAAUGGUACACUUUCAGAUUUGUGCAGCAACUCUAACUACUGUUGAUAUUUUGAAGUCCACAUAUCCCUAUACAAAUGUCCACAAAAGAUUUCUGAAAUUCACAGAAGUCAUAAUUUCCUCCAUAUACCCAUCACAAGAUUCUCUGCUCCAUGAACUUUUAUAAAGAAGCGCACAACUGAUAAAACAAUUUGUGCAGCAACUCUAACUACUGUUGAUAUUUUGAAGUCCACAUAUCCCUAUACAAAUGUCCACAAAAGAUAUCUGAAAUGCACUGAAGUCAAAACUUCCUCACAUAUACCAAUGAAAAGAUUGUAUGCGGCAUUAACUUCUCUAAAGUGUACAACUGAUUAAAAAAGAAAUAGUGACAACAACAUUCUUCUGAACUAUCAAUUCAAAAAUUGUUCUGAAAAAACUUUAAACCUAUGCAGGCAGUCAAUAGUCAAUUGUUAUUUUACAAAUGAAUACAUAAUCUCCACAGUAACAAUGUUGAAUGGAUGGCUUGUAUUACAUUUGGCCUAUGUAUAGUUACUUUAAUAUGUGCCAGCCAAAAGAGGAUGGCCUGCCCCUGCUGAGUCUGGUUCCUCUCAAGGUUUCUUCCUUUGCCACUACGCUGAUUAUGCUCCAGCCCUUGGUCCAUGAUGUUCCACACUGCUAUCUAUGGGAGUUUUUCCUUGCCACUGUCGCCUUUUUGGCUUGCUCACUGGGGUAUUAAGGCACAACAUGUUAAA
This is a messenger RNA of Rhinichthys klamathensis goyatoka, 2311 nucleotides long. RefSeq lists its product as uncharacterized. The transcript has 10 exons. Bases 92 to 1210 code for a protein of 372 amino acids. NCBI's taxonomy places the organism in Eukaryota, Metazoa, Chordata, Actinopteri, Cypriniformes, Leuciscidae. The record is from RefSeq and is a predicted model, not a curated record.